This is a messenger RNA of Didymodactylos carnosus, 501 nucleotides long. Lineage: Eukaryota; Metazoa; Rotifera; Eurotatoria; Philodinida; Philodinidae. The record is from the annotation of a GenBank genome assembly.
AUGGAUCAGACAAUUGAAUGCACAAUAAACAAGAUGGGAAAAGGUCAUGGUGGUCUCUCUGGAAGAUUUAGUCCACAACUGAUAGACAUCUGGAGCAAAUCAUUUGCUUUUCGAUCAUUAUUGACUUCAAUAGCAAGUGAGUUAGCUGGCUAUGAAACAAGUAGUAACAGUAUUGAUUCGUAUGUCGAAUGCAGCCCGACGAGAGCACAAUCAGAUGAAGAAGAUUUGUCUUUAAUCUUAUCAAAAUUAAAAUAUGAAAAAUUAUAUACAAGUGAAAAUGAUCAUGUAACACAAUUAUUUACUGGAAAAUUAAUUCAUAAUGAUAUCAUUAAUGGUAUUCUUGGAUCUAAAACACGUGGUUUAGAAGCAUUACAAAAUUAUAUUAGUGUACGUUUAGUGAACAAAACAGUACUGAUUUCAGAACCAUUAAAAGCCAUGCCACUUUUACGAUUAAGUGAUAAUGAUGAUUACGAUCCAGGUAUGUUAUUUGUUUAUAUCUGA